CGGGGAGUUUCAUUGGGACGGAGAAGAGGAGGACGCGCUUCUGUUAAAGAUGUUUGCAGCCUUCAUCCUGCUGUUCCUGUACCAGCCAGCAGAGGGAGCGCCCCCCCCUAUAACCUGCUACAACGACCGAGGACAGGCUGUGGAUUGGUGAAUAUUUCUAUAAUUACACAUCCUAAGACAAAAGGUUCUAUCUUUACAAACUACCUAAACAACACCGACAAAAAGAUCCUAAAAAUGGACUGAAGUACUUGUUGAUGGAAAGAGGGAGCGAAGGAUGGACAGAGGGGAAAGUGACUGUGAACGACACAACAGGAGCGCUGGGGAACACAGCUGGACAGCUAUAUACACAGAAAAAGAACCGGGAGGUGGCUUACAUUUUGUACAAUGACCAGAGGCCCGCCGGAGAGGUUGCUGACAGAUGGAUGUAUGAUGGUAGCAGCAAAGGGGGGCACACCAAAGGUGUUGUGCUCCUGGAUAAGACCCAGGGCUUCUGGUUGGUCCAUAGUACUCCUCAUUUCCCCCCGGUGCAACAAGCAGGACAGUAUUAUUACCCCAGCAGCGGAGUGAACAACGGGCAAAACUUCCUCUGUGUCACUUACCCACUAGAGCGCUUUCAGACCAUCGGAGAGCAGCUGCAGAUCAACCAGCCUGAUGUGUAUGAUUGUGAUGUCCCGCAGGCCUUGGCGGCCGUGGUGCCGGCCUUGGCUGCAGUCUGCGCAAAACACAGACUGCAUGCACACACGUUUCCCCACUUCCGACCGCUCUCCAACCGCAGUGUGACUCUGAGCUCGCUGCACGGCACCGACUUCAUCAGCUUUGCUAAAGGAGCAUCUUUCAACAACGACUUGUACCACUCCUGGGUGGCGCCCACACUCCAGUCCAAUCUGCUAGUCCAGUUCUGGUUGCGCUCCACAGGCGUUCUCCCUUCUAACUGCUCGCUGGGCUGGAGAGUCCUCAACAUCAAGCUCAUCUCGCCGGGGCAGAGCUUCGCCUUCAAUUCCAGCCAGGAUCACUCCAAGUGGGCUGUGAGCACCAAAGCUGCCGGGUCCCGGUCCGGAGGUGCUGAUGGGGGUUGGGUUUGCGUGGGGGACAUCAACAGGAACCGGGCAGAGGAAAGGCGAGGAGGAGGUACGGUGUGUUUGCUGGACGCCGUGGUGUGGAAGGCGUACCGGGCGGCGGCGCUGGAGUGUGAGAUGUGUAGAGGGGGAACAAGAAAGUGUGACGACGACGAUCACUAAAUCUGAAUC
Molecule: messenger RNA, 1247 nt
Organism: Lampris incognitus (smalleye Pacific opah)
Lineage: Eukaryota; Metazoa; Chordata; Actinopteri; Lampriformes; Lampridae
Gene: dnase2
Product: deoxyribonuclease II, lysosomal
Exons: 7
Coding region: 255-1238 (327 amino acids)
Biological process (GO): apoptotic DNA fragmentation
Molecular function (GO): deoxyribonuclease II activity
Source: RefSeq, a predicted model, not a curated record